GUCUUACCUCUUUCCUGUAUACUUGCAUUAAAGAUGCCACCUCUUCGUAGAUUUCAAUCACGGACGGCUAGGGAACAACGAGCUGCCAAUGCUUACCGAAUGAAAAUAUUUAGACAAAAACCUUCGACAAAAAACCAGCAACGCUAUUA
This is a messenger RNA of Scutellospora calospora, 149 nucleotides long. Lineage: Eukaryota; Fungi; Glomeromycota; Glomeromycetes; Diversisporales; Gigasporaceae. The record is from the annotation of a GenBank genome assembly.